Leptomonas pyrrhocoris is the source of this 930-nucleotide messenger RNA. RefSeq lists its product as hypothetical. The record is from RefSeq and is a predicted model, not a curated record. Bases 85 to 930 code for a protein of 281 amino acids. The transcript has a single exon. NCBI's taxonomy places the organism in Eukaryota, Euglenozoa, Kinetoplastea, Trypanosomatida, Trypanosomatidae.
GAGAACACUGAUAAGCGCAACGACCGUUUUGUGGUGGUCUUUUGUUUUUCUUGUUGUAUUAGUACUGGUACACCGGGCUCUUCGAUGCAGCGCUUAGUGUGCGGAAUGAGGGCGCGGGGCGGGUCCUCGCUUCUGCGCCGUGCACUCUGUGCCGCGUCGCCGCCUUCACAAAUGCAGCAGCGUUGGCUUUCUUCUGCGCCACCAGCAGAUGUGGAGCUGCGCCCCAGGACAGGUGAGCAGCGACACAACGAAGAGACGGCACACCUGCCUUCCACGGAUGUGCGAGCAGAGGGCGACGCUGCCUUUGACGAGGACUUCGAUGAGCUCGAGGCCGCUUCGCAGGAGCUGCACGAUUUGUGCUACGCGAUGAUUGCCCACCUGCGCUUCACCGACCCGAGCGCCGACAAAUCUCUCUUUGAGCGCCGGGUGAAGCGUUCCCUUCGUGAGCCGAAGCCGGAGCGAACGCGCCGCCUCAUCCACGAACACGGUGACCGCAGUUGCCACCGCCGCAAUAACUACCUCUCCGCCAAGGACUUUCACGAAGCGAACAAGCUCUUUCUGGAAUGGGGCAACAAGGUGCUGCUGCUGCUCACGAAGCCGGUGCUGGACCGACUGGUGCAGAGUGCCGGGAAGGGGCACCGUGAUCUGAGGUCCGAUGGCGUGCACCAGUACCGCCGUCCGCUGGACCGCGCAACGUGGCGGACCUUCCCGCACCGCUGGUUUAAGCACGCACCCUUUGAGGUACAGCAGCUGCGGGCCGACAUUCCGCAGUCGGCGGUGCUGAACACCCGUUUCUACCGCGAUCAUGCUACACUGCGCUACCUUUUUACUCUUAUGGAGCCGCAGCACGCCUUUCGCUCUCCGAUAGAACAACGCCUGUUCGAUCUUACAAAAAGUUACGACCCGGCCUCGUCACUUGGGAAGCGGUGA